CACCUAUUUAGAGGAGAAAUCAACUGAUCAGAGCCUAACUCAACACUGUUAGUGCCUCGGGAAUCACAAGCUGGUAGUUCCAGAAGAAAGAUAUACUGAAUUUAGCGUUGGAUGGAAUACAACAUUACCUGUUCAUGUUAGUGCCACUCUGUCGCCGCCAAAUCAGGCAGGUUACAUCCGUGUAUGUGUACACACAUGCAAAGACAGACACUGAGUUUUGAACUAAUGUCUGAACGUCCCAAGUGUUGCAUCUGUCUGGAUGAGUUCACCAACCCCGCUACCCUCCCCUGUGAACACUGCUUCUGCCUGGGCUGUAUUGGAGAAUACUGGAGGAUCCACGGGGCCUGUCAGUGCCCCCUCUGCAAGGCCUUCUUCCCCACCAGGCCACAGCUCAAAACGGGCCAAACAAUACAGACUGAUGAUGCAACUGGGCCUUUAAAAGCUGGAGAGGUUCCCUGUGACCUCUGCCCAACAAAGCGUCGGGCAGUCAAGUCCUGCCUGGUCUGCCUGGCCUCAUACUGUGACACUCAUCUGGAACCGCAUUACCAGAGUGAAGAUCUUGGGCGCCAUCUCCUGAUCAGUGUGGUGAAGAACCUGGAGGACUCCGUGUGUAGAGUGCAUGGGAAGCAAUUAGACAAGUUCUGCAGGAGUGACCGAACAUGCAUUUGUGCUAUGUGUGCCAAGACAGAACAUAGAGGCCAUCACAUUAUUCCUAUUAAGAAAGAAGCUGAAAAGAAGAGGGUUAAACUAAAAUGGAGAAGGAUGAAACUUCAGCAAGCAAUUCAAGAGAGACUGAGUAAAGUGGAGAAAAUCAAGCUCUCUGUAGACCGCAGUGGAGAAAAUCCAAAAGAGGCAUUUGCACAAAAUAAAGAGCUGAUCAGACAGCUGGAAGAAGAAAUCUCUGAGCUGCAGAGCGAAAACGUUGAGCUGGAGCUGCUUUCACAGACUGAAGACAACCUCCGCUUCCUACAGAGAUUUCCAUACGCUGCAACAUCUUAAUGAUUGGACGAACAUGUUGACGACUCACCUUCAAGAGCUCUGGAACAAAGUUUAUUUUGCAUUUUUCUUUUCUAAAACGGUUUUUAAAAAAUCCAUAGCCGCAUACCUUGUUGAAUGGUGUGUUUGCUUUAAAGGACUAGUUUGACAUUUUGUAAAAUACUAAUUCAUUUUCUGGCGGAGAAUUAGAUUAGACAGUCGACGACACUUGCACGUCUGUCCAGUAAAUAUAAGGCUACAGCCAGCAGCCGUUUAGCUCAGUAAACUGUCACAACAUCUACCUAAUAGCACCUCUAAAGUUCAGUAAUUAACACCUCAUAUUUUGUUUGUUUAAUUUGUACAAGAACCAAAAAAGUUUACAAAAGGGUAAAAAUGACAAUUUGCCAUUUAAUGCGGGGGUUAUAUGUUGGGCUAUUUCUGGUCUUGGAGCAGUUGCCAGACGACCAAGCAGAUAUUCCAGGAAGUUACCUGUCAGCGCUAAAACUGUGAAUUCACAUUUUAACAUAUCGG
Molecule: messenger RNA, 1506 nt
Organism: Xiphias gladius (swordfish)
Lineage: Eukaryota; Metazoa; Chordata; Actinopteri; Istiophoriformes; Xiphiidae
Product: E3 ubiquitin-protein ligase TRIM47-like
Exons: 4
Coding region: 184-999 (271 amino acids)
Molecular function (GO): zinc ion binding
Source: RefSeq, a predicted model, not a curated record